Molecule: messenger RNA, 1227 nt
Organism: Schistocerca piceifrons (Central American locust)
Lineage: Eukaryota; Metazoa; Arthropoda; Insecta; Orthoptera; Acrididae
Gene: Cpr57A
Exons: 4
Coding region: 1-642 (213 amino acids)
Cellular component (GO): chitin-based extracellular matrix
Molecular function (GO): structural constituent of chitin-based larval cuticle
Source: RefSeq, a predicted model, not a curated record
AUGUGCAUUGUUAGCAGAGAGUUCGUCCCCGCUGGGAACCAGGUAAAAGUAAGAUCAUGGGAGUCCGAACUAAGAGCUCAGCGCACGCGCGGCAGCGGCGCGAGGGCAGAUCGCGGUGAGGAAGAACCUGCUGGAAGGCGCCAGCUCGUCUGCUGUGACGCAACACCACUGGCCCCGUCGCUGUUGUUCGUGCCGCUCCUGGUGUCCGCGCUGUGUGCGCCGACCUGGGGGCGCUUCGUGGCCGCCGACGGCUCGCUGACGACCACCACCACGGAGGGCCCGCCACAGCCGUACAGCUUCGUCUACGUGGCCGGCCGCUACCCCGGACACAUCGACCGCACCCACAACGAGGAGAGCGACGGCUCCGGCGUCGUCAGGGGUUCGUUCGCCUAUAUCGACCCGCGGUACCAGGUGCGCACGGUUGAGUACACGGCGGACAAGCAGGGCUUCCACCCAAUCGUGAGCCUGCCCGUGGCAGACACGCCGACCGUGGCGGCCGCCAAGCAGAAACACGCUGAGCAGUACGCACGCAUCGCCGCCGAGCACCAGCGCAUCGCCGCCGAGCGGGAAGCACUGCUACCGCAGCAGCCACAGCACGACGGCGACUACAACGCCAUCGCCGGUGCGCACCAAAAUUACUGAGCAGAGAUAAAAUUGUACCUGUCGCAGUGCAACCAACUGCUGAACCAAAAAUUUUUGCUUCUAUUGACAUAAGGGAAAUAAAACUCGUUUACAGUAUAAGUAUCAUUAUUGCUGCUAAUUGUAAUAAUGCAGGCAAACUAAAGUAUUUAAUUACAUUUACAAUGACAUUAAUUUUCUUGUACUGAUGUAGCUGAGUUUACAAUUCGCUAUUAAAAUAUCAACAUUUCCUGCAGCUGUAGCUGACAUAAAUUGGUUUCCAUGUAAAUUAUUUUUGAUUUCAUCCUCAUGCAAUGGAUUUGCAAGUAAGGCUAUUAAACAACGAUUGUGGGCUUGGAAUACUCAACAGCAACGUUAAGUGCUAAACAGUGGUUCAACAUCAAAUGUUUAAUCGAUUUCGUUGAUUUAAAAUACAGAUUUGAAGCCUGACAGAAUUGUAAAAUUUUGGAAGGAAAUUUUGGGUAGGAAAACAUCUGGUUCACAGACAUUCCAUUGAAAGACGUUAUAUUAAGACUGUUGUACACUGACAUUCUACUUAUACUAUAGUGAUGUACUGAAUUAUUUUAAAUUAAAGUUUACUAAACAGUU